This is a messenger RNA of Passer montanus (Eurasian tree sparrow), 708 nucleotides long. RefSeq names its product induced stolen tip protein TUB8-like. The record is from RefSeq and is a predicted model, not a curated record. The coding region runs from base 205 to 708 and encodes 167 amino acids. The transcript has 3 exons. NCBI's taxonomy places the organism in Eukaryota, Metazoa, Chordata, Aves, Passeriformes, Passeridae. Gene Ontology annotation, molecular function: protein binding.
CCCCGCGCUUCCGGCUCCGCCUACCCCGCAACACCGCGUCCGCCCAUUGGUCGCACCUCCAGCACCGCCGCAUUCUAUUGGCCGAGCGCAGAGGGGGCGGAGCGAAGGAGCGAGUUGACCAAUGAGAAGGGAGCGCGGGAAGGACGGAAGCGGAGGCGCCGGAAGUGCGGGCGGCGCGCCGGAAGUGCGGGAGCGCGCGGGGGAAUGGCGGCGACCGAGGCGGAGAUGGCGGCGCGGGAGGAGCCGCCGGGAGCGGCCCCGGGAGCGGCCCCGGGAGCGGGACCCGGCCCGGAGCAGCAGCCGGGAGCGGUGGCGGAGCCCGGAGCGGUGGAGGAACCCGGAGCGGUGGAGGAAACCGGAGCCGGGCCGGCGGGGGAAGCGGGGCCCGCAGCGGUGGCGGAGGCCGGAGCGGGGCCGGGCCCGGAGCGGCCGGAGCUGUGCUUCGAGGAGGAGGAGGUGCAGCACGAGGAGGAGCUGCUCCGGAACCCGUUCUCGGUGCGCGGCUGGCUGCGCUACGCCCAGGCCCGGCAGCGCGGGCCCCGGCCCCGCCUCAACCAGAUCUACGAGAGAGCCCUCAGGGAGCUGCCCGGCAGUUACAAGCUGUGGUACACAGGUGACAGGGUAGGACAGGUGACACAGGUGACAGUCCUGGGUGGCCCAGGUGAUGGGAGUGACACAGGUGACAGCAGUACCAGGUGGCACAGGUGA